Dichotomopilus funicola is the source of this 1560-nucleotide messenger RNA. RefSeq lists its product as uncharacterized. Bases 1 to 1560 code for a protein of 519 amino acids. The record is from RefSeq and is a predicted model, not a curated record. The transcript has 2 exons. Gene Ontology annotation, biological process: protein folding in endoplasmic reticulum. Gene Ontology annotation, cellular component: endoplasmic reticulum. Gene Ontology annotation, molecular function: protein-folding chaperone binding; misfolded protein binding. Lineage: Eukaryota; Fungi; Ascomycota; Sordariomycetes; Sordariales; Chaetomiaceae.
AUGCUGGUCCGUCUGUCAACGCUCGCACUUGCUGCUAGCAUUCUUACCACGCCUUCGUUAGUGGCGUGUCUUUCCGCCUCCGAUAUUCCCGCCGAUACCCCAGUUUCUCGCCUCCUCGCUUCCGCGCAGACUCACCUUUCCAAAGGAGAAACUGGCGAUGCCCUCGUCUACUACGACGCUGCCAUUGCGAGGGACCCCACCAACUACCUUACCUUCUUCAAGCGUGCGACCACCUACCUUUCGCUAGGGCGCACCUCGCAAGCGACCGACGACUUCCAAAAGGUGCUGCAGCUCAAGCCCGGAUUUGAGGGUGCACACAUCCAGUUGGGUAGGCUGAAGGCUCGCUUUGGCGAUUGGGAUACGGCAAAGGAACACUACGAACAUGCGCGGAAGGUGGAGGAGCUCGCGGCCCUUGAGGAGGCUAAGGGUGCGGCCGUCCUCGCCGAGGCAGCAGCUCAGUCGGAGAACUGGGAGGAAUGUAUAAAGCAAGCCGACGAUGCCAUCUUGACGGCGAGCCGCGCGCUGUCGCUUCGGGAACUGCGCGCAUCGUGCGCAUUCGAGCGCGGCGCGAUGGAAAGGGGUAUCGGCGACCUCCAGCACAUCUUGCAGAUGAAGCCAGGCGACACUGCACCCCACGUCAAGAUCUCCGCUAUUCAAUUCUACUCGCUGGGCGAGCGGGAAGAUGGCAUGGCGUCCAUCCGGAAAUGCCUACAUUCCGACCCCGACUCGAAGGAAUGCAAGCGGAUGUUGAAGGUUGAGAAGCAAGUGGAAAAGACAAUUCAAAAGAUCAUCAAGGCCCUUGAAAAGAGCCAGUACAUGACGGCCGCGCGUCAUUUGGUACCAUCAUCUGAUGGUGAUGGGCUGGUCAAGGAGGUCAAGGAACAAGUACAAGAAUUGAGGGGUGCCGGCGUUAUUCCAAAGGCUGCUGGAGAGGCUUUGACUUCGAGGCUUGUAGAGAUGGCUUGUCAAGCCUAUUACGAGUCAAAUAGCAAGAAAGCCAAGGAAUACUGCGAGGAAUCCCUUCAGCAUGACGAAAACUCCUUCUACGGCCUGCUCUACCGCUCCAAGCACCUCCUUGACGCCGAAGAAUUCGAGGCCAGCAUUAACACACUUCGCAAGGCGGCCGAAGCACACCCGGGGAAGGAUGACACCAUUAACCCACUCAUGCAAAAGGCGCAGGUCGCGCUCAAACGUAGCAAGAAUAAGGACUACUACAAAGUCCUCGGGGUUGCACAUGACGCCGACGAGCGUCAGAUCAAGGCGGCCUACCGUAGAUUGUCCAAGGUGCAUCACCCAGACAAGGCUGCCAAACAAGGACUUACCAAGGAGGAGGCUGAGAAAAAGAUGGCGUCUAUCAACGAGGCGUAUGAGGUGCUUAGUGACCCAGAGUUGCGCGCGCGUUUCGAUCGCGGCGACGAUCCGAAUUCGCAUGAGCAACCGCAAUACAACCACGGGAACCCCUUUGGAGGCGGUGGACAUCCCUUUAUGUUCCAGCAGGGCGGUGGUGGAGGACAACAAUUCCAGUUCAAUUUCCGGGGCUCUGGGUUCCCGUUCGGAUAA